Molecule: messenger RNA, 6746 nt
Organism: Didymodactylos carnosus
Lineage: Eukaryota; Metazoa; Rotifera; Eurotatoria; Philodinida; Philodinidae
Source: the annotation of a GenBank genome assembly
GGUCAUGUAGAGCUGGGAGACGUCUCAUUUUAAUCAAAAAUGUGCGGGCUACACGUAUGCAUCAUCAAGAAAAGGUUUUGGUUAUUCUUUAAAGUUUCUGAAAAACUGGUUUUCCAGAAAACUGGGUCUUCAAGAGUCAAGAGCACAAAUCCUUUUAGCCUUUUUCUUACCUCAAUAUACUCUAUCGAAUGAGAUAUGAAUGAAUCGAAACGGAGCGUAUCACUUGGGAAUGUUCCCUCGUAAGUACCGAAUGAAAAAAUUUUAUUUGAAAAAGUGGAGUUUGUCUAAGACAGUUUACAUCUGAAAACUAUCAGUUUAACAGGCCUUAAUUAUUCUAGACAUUUUGGAGUACUUUACAUCCCUAGACGAUGAGAAAUGACGGUUAAACAAGUUUAUCAUUAAAUACUUAAGUUUCGAUCAAAAAUACUAAAAAAUAUACGUAUAUGUCUAGCAAAAAUUCUCUAGUAGCUCAGAAUUACUAUGUCGUAUAAAUAAUUAUUAAUUUAAUAGUUAAAGAAACUUUUUUUGUGAAAGAAUGAAAAAAUGGAUGACCGACUGGACUGGGCGAAAAUUGUUUUUUCGGUAUAUCAAAACUAGUGUCUCUGAGUAGUCUGUUUUCUUGAUCCCACAGUAGUGAAUUUGAGAAAGUACAAGUCAUCAUAGAUCGAUCAAAGUAAAUGCAAUACGAUUACGUGUUUAAUAGUUGCCUUAUCAAUCAAUAUUAACCUCAUUUUACUGGAUGGUCAGAUUGACUUUUUUCAAACAGGGUUAAAUAGAACUAAUCUCUGAUUCGAUCAAUAUAUGUAGGAUAGUUUGUAAAAAUAUUAGUUGUUAUUUUGAAUAGAGUUGCCCUGAAAACUGAUAAUUUCAUUCAUUAGACACUUUGCAAGAAAUGUAAAUCUCUUCCUAUCGAUGAAUAUAUGUGUACGAUAAAUCUAUAAAGCUGAAAGAAAGAAAAAAAAUAUGAAUUUUUUUUUCUUCAUCUCUAUAUUUUUCUUUGGUUCAGUGCUCUCUUUUCGAACAGCUUUAAGUUGUUGUUGUUUUUUUUACAAUAAAUCUAAUUAUUUCAAUUCAAAACUACAGAUUUUUAGUAUUAAUAAGAAAAAAAUAAGUUAUUAUGAGAAGUGUAAGUGAAAUAUCUGACAUAAAAGAUUAUGGUUGGAUUUGAUUUUUGAUAGAAUAGACAACAGUAGUAAAGGGAUAAUAAAAAUAAUCUUCUUCUUUUCACAAGUAUAACAGUUAAAUUGAGUGAAUAGAUAUUUAACAUAUUUGUAAAUAUGAGCACGAAUGUAACAUUCUAAUGUUGUUAAGAAAACUCGGUCAAGGAUGAAUGGUGACGAUAUGAAAUUUAUGUAGAAGUAGUAGUAUAUUUUACAGUUCAAAAUGAUCUUGUUUGAUUAACCGUGGAAAGAAAAUUAUCUUUUUUUUUUUUCAACAACAACAAAUCGCUUAAAAAAAUAAAUCUUCUUUCUGUUGAUAAGACUUUUAAUCUAUAUAAAACUUUUCUUGCCUCUCUCAUUCCUAUAUCUACUGACAUGUAUUUAUGAAUUUUUCUCUUGAAGUGUGCAUGAAUAUUGGGUAAGUUAUUAGCAAUAUGAAAAUAUGAAAAUUAUUGACUGAAAGAAUUAUUGACAUGAAAGAUAAUUGACUGAAAUAUCUAAAAAUAAACACAAAAAAUAAAUUAAAAAAAGAUUAAUAUUGGAAAUAUUGAGUUGAUUACACAAUGUCAAUCGUGUUGGAUAGAAAUAUAAACACAGAACAGUAAAUUUAGUUUUAUAGUUUACUGUAAAACAAAGUUCGUAUGUUCAAACCUGUAUUCAUACAAAAUCACUAAUUUUAGUUUAAAAUAUGAUAAUAGAUUUUUAUUCACUUAUAUUUUGCAAAAAAAUAAAAAUUUUUUAAUAUCAAUAUGAGAAAAUGUUUAAGAAAAUAAAUAAAAACAUAAUAUUUUGAAUUAAUCGUUCUAUCUAUGUACUUCAAAUAUUGCUUAUUUUCUAAUAAAAACAACAAAAACAACAACAACAUUUAAAUUAUCCAUAAAUUUAUCUAUUUUCACAUUUUUCUACUAUUAAUAAUUUUUAACUAUUUUCCAUAUUUAACACAGAUUUAGACAAAAAAUAAAAAUUAGAAAAAAUCAUAGAGAAAGAGUACAACGAUUCGAUUAAUCAAAAAAAAAAAUAUAUAAAUAGUUAGAAUAUUAUUUUUAGUGUAACACACGCUACUACUUGAUCACUGUUUGACAUUUGUAAUGAAUAAGAAUGACGAUGUAUAUAACUUAACCAUUUUCUUAUAGUUUAUGAUAAACUUGAAGCUAUUCAUCAGUUUAACUGCUGUAUAGUAACAAAUCAUUCUGUUCUGGUUUUAUGUCAUUUCCUUCCGGAUUUUGUUGCAUAUAUAAUAUAGAGAGAUAAGUAUUAUUAUUAUUUUUUUUUUUUUUGAAAGAAAAAUGAAAUGAUGUAUCUCUGCAAAUUUUUUUUUUUUCUUCUAUGAAUACCCUUUACCAUCAUAAAUCGUAAGUAGACUCAAUAAAAAAGAAAAAAAAAGAAAAAAACUGUUAAAAAAAGACAUUCAAUUUUCUUUCUUAUAUGUUGAUUUUAUUUAAUUUUUAAAAAGUCAAUAUUACAGUUUAUAUAAAGUCUUUAAUGAUUAUUAGUAAAAGUAGUUCAUUAGGAUUGUACAUUUUUACAUUUAAUAAUUUAUUAGUGAAUAAAUAAAUAAAUAUUUAGUCAUUAUGGCUUAUUAAUUUGUUUAUUAAAAUUCAAAAAGUUGUCUUUCAUUUGAUUUUUCUUGUUUUAAUGGUAAAUAUUUUUUUAUACUAAAUAUCUAAGUACAUUUUUUUUUUUGAAUCUAUCAGAGAGUUAAUUAAUUUUUCUUUUUUUAGAACUCUGUUAGUCAAAAAUGUUGUUGUAGUAGUCUAACAAGAACUAAUGAAUUUAUCAAUGGCUUGUAUGUAUAUCAUACGGUUAUAUGUCUAAAAUAUGUUAGUUAAUCGAGUAUUGCUGUAGAUGAUCAGUCCGGAAAUAAGAUUGUAUUUACGUUUUAUCAUCUAAAAUGGAAUGUUGAAUUAAAAACAACAGCAGCAAUCAAGAAAUGAGACUAUUUUGUAGCACAUUUAUUUAGUAUAAAUGAAAAGUAUAUAUAACUUUAUGAUCGCAAUUAUAACAAACAAAUAUCAUUAAGAAAUAUUUAGAUGGAUAUUAACAUUCUAUGGCUAUUAGACUAAAACUGACAUAAAUGUUUGCAUUUAAUUUCUUUUUAUAUCUUGGAAUUUUUAAGGAAUACAAGUGGUGAAUAGAAAUGUUCUUAGAAAAAUAAAAUACAGACAACAAUGUACUUCAUCUUUGAAGAUGGAUCCGGUUUUACACUAGAGUAAGCGUCAUUCUAUUUUUUUUUUUCCUUCGACUUUAUAGAACAUAAAAUAGUUAGAAAAAAGAUUUAAAUUCUUUAGAUGUUCAAUGUUAUUAUUUCUAUUUGUCAAACUAUUUUAAACAUUAAACGUAAAAGCAUAUUCUAUUAUGCACCUUACUUAUAAAUUUUUUAAUACCUUUAGCAAGAUAUCGUUUUUAAUAGAAACAGAAAACAGGUAGUGUUAGUAGUAUAAUUUCGACAUAGUGUGUGUGUGUGUGUUCAAUGGUCGAUCUUCAUCCAUUUACAUGAGUAUAUCUUAUUUAAAUGUAAGUUAAUUAUAAACAACGUGUGAUUUGUCCUCUCUAACCUUAGAGAAACAGAAGAGAACAUAAAUAAAUCGAAUUGUUUCGUUUCGAUGGAUUAAUAAAUGAACUAGAAGAAAACUGUUAUUAUUAAUAACGAAAAAAAAAGAAAAAAAAAAAAAAUGACGAAUGAACAAUGAAUAUUUUCGAUAAGCUUAACAAAAGCUUCAUUAAGAAUUUUCCCAUUGUUUAUGUAUUUAUUAAUAUUGAAACACUCUAUAUAUCGUAUAAAUUUUCCUUCUCGGCGUUGUUUUGUCAAUCUAACAAUAGUCUCUUUAAUACUUGUUUUAAUAAAAAUAUAAAUAUCUAUUUUGACUAUCACACAUAUAUACUUGACAAAAACUCAACAAUAACAGAAAAACAAAGUUAUAUGAUAUUUUAUUGAGAAACUCAUGAAUUUUUCAAGUAUUUUUGAAGUGAAUAUAUGUAAUGUAGAACAAUGACGGGUAAACACUUCUCUAAAAAAAGAACUUUCACAGGUAUCAUUUGUGUGUGUGUGUGUGUGUGUGUGUGUGUGUGUGGUAUGUAUAUCGUCUCAUAAAUCGUUGUCAGCAUUAUAUUCAUUUCUUAUUCAAGAUCGGUUAUAUGUAUAUUUUUAUUUCCCGUUAGCUUGUUAUAACAGACUGUUUAAAUCAGUUGUUAUCAAAAACACUAAAUCUAUAUCUACCUUCAAGGUUAUAGAUGUAAAAUAAUUAGUAUAAAAAAUAAAAAUAAACCUAUGUUUGUAUAUAUCUAUCUAUUGGCAAAAUGAUCAUCGUUUCCCUUUGUUUAUUCUUAAUCGACAAUGAGAUAAUAAUAAUCAUAACAUGAUGUGUGUUUUAUAUUAUUAUCUUGUCGAUUUUUGCUGUUUUUUUGACGUUGAAAUUGGACUGGUGAUAACGAUGACAACAUUUAUUGAUCGCUUAUUAAUAAUGUUAUACACACCUCCCUAGAAUAUAGAGAUCGAUUUAUUCAGAUCUGUCUAGUUUUCUAGAUGUGUGAACUAUCGUUUUAUCUAUUAUAACGAUUCUAUAUUCAAUUUAGUAUGUAUUGAUAGUUGUUUAAUUACAAACAAUGAUGUUCAUAUUAUUUUUUAAAUAAUUUAUCACAACGUAAUGAAAGCCAAUCUUUGUUGCAUCAUAUCUAUUUCUUCAUCCCUCUAUUAUUUAAAAACGGCGAUAAUUAUCGAUGAGCAACAAUCUUCUUUUAUCUUAUGCAAUAACCGCAAAUCGAUCGAUUCAACAUCUUAAUUAUAGUGAACGAAAACAAACUACCAUACUUUUUCUACUAAAAUCUACAACAUUAACCAAUAAACAUCUUUAUCAUAUUGCAUCAUCAUCAUCAAAUACGUCUUUAUAUAACAGUACUCUUCAAUCAUUAUCAACGAUAUUUUCAUUAGAAUCAAAUUAUACAAAUUCUUCAUCAAUAAUAUUAAAUUUAACAAAUCAUCCAGCUGUUGGUGUUUUUCUAUCUCUCUUUUGUUUUAUAACCGUUUUUGGUAACGGUCUUGUUAUAUACGCCAUUUCUCAAGAACGUUAUCUCAAAUCUGCAACCUAUUAUUAUAUGGCUUCAUUGGCAUGUGCUGAUUUAUUUGUUGGAUUAAUUGUAAUGCCAUUUUCUAUUGUACAAGCUUUGUUUGGUGAAUAUUGGCCAUUUGGUAAACUUUUUUGUGAUCUGUGGCAUUCAUUUGAUGUAUUUGCUAGUACAGCGUCUAUUUUGGAUCUUUGUGUUAUUGCCUUAGACAGAUAUUCUGCCAUAACAAAUCCAAUUUCCUAUCAUCGAACAUUUUUUGUUAAAUAUUGGCCAUUUUUAGUAGCUGGUGUUUGGCUUUGUUCAGGUUUAAUAUCAUUUCCAGCUAUUGUCUAUUGGCGUCUUGUUGUUAAUCAAUAUGAAAUAAAUCGUUGUUCAUUUCCUGAUGAUAUUUAUUAUACCAUAUUUUCAUCAUUAAUAUCGUUUUAUAUUCCAUUAUUUGUAAUGAUUUUUGUGUAUAUACGUAUAUAUCGUGCAGCUGUUAAACAACUACAAGCAUUUAAAACGGGCAUAAAAAUGGCAUCGCCUAAAAAAAAUCGUGAAGGUGUUAUCACAGUACCAGAAGUAUGUUUAAGAAUUCACAAGGGUAAAUAUCAUGGUAUUGCAUUAAACAACGAUCAACAACGAAUAUCACAUAAUUUACAAACCGGUGAUCUUGUACUAGGCGGUAUUAAAAAGUCAAUUAGUGGAGUAUCAUUUUUAAGAGAACGACGUGAUUCAUCAUUCUCAAGACAUUCAAUGCCUUUAUUACCAUCUGGUGAACAUAAAGACUCAUCACCACGUUUAUCAACAAUGAGUACAUCUACAAAACGUUUAUCUAAUAUUGAUAUAAAUGAUCAAAGAAGUUCAAAAUCAAUUUCAUCAAUAGGAAAACGAUUAACAAAAUUUUCUAGAGAACAAAAAGCUACAAUAACUCUUGCAUAUGUUAUGGGUAUAUUUGUUUUAUGUUGGCUACCAUUUUUUGUUUAUAAUCCUCUAACAGCUAUUGUUAAACAAAUUAUUAAUCGUAAACAACAUUCUUCUAUACAGACAAAUAAUAUUUUACUUGGAAAUGAUAUUAUUUUUCAAAUAUUUACAUGGUUAGGUUAUGUUAACUCAGGUGUAAAUCCCAUUAUUUAUGCAUUUUCAUCACGUGAUUUUCGUCGAGCUUUUAUUAAAUAUCUUUGUCGAUGUUUUCCAGUGAGUAUGAGAACAUUUUUUAUGACAUAUAAUAAUAUAAAUUUAUUACGUUAUCGUCGUACACCAAAUUCUAUUGUAUCUGUUGGUGAACUAAAUACAGAUACAAUAUCGGAUACGAUUAAUGGUACACCAAAUAUAAAACAACAUUCUAAUGAUAGUCGAACGAUAAAAAAUCGAAAUAUUUUGUUUAAUGCAUUUCAUAGUUGUAUUCAGGCAAGACAAUUAAAACAACGUCAACGAAAAAGAUCUCGAUUAUUAUCCUCUACAAAAAGUACAACAAAUAAUUUUACUCUUGUUGAAUAUUGUACAUAUCAUGAUUUAAGUAUAACAAAAAUAACGUGUGUAUAA